Carcharodon carcharias (great white shark) is the source of this 2589-nucleotide messenger RNA. RefSeq names its product shisa family member 10, tandem duplicate 1 (gene shisa10.1). The record is from RefSeq and is a predicted model, not a curated record. Lineage: Eukaryota; Metazoa; Chordata; Chondrichthyes; Lamniformes; Lamnidae. The transcript has 5 exons. The coding region runs from base 279 to 896 and encodes 205 amino acids.
CACUGUGUGAGUUUUGGAGCUGUUUAUGGAGAAUACCUCCGGGGGAUGACUGACGAAAGGUUCCUCUCAUGACUGGAAGCGAAUUAAUCAGCCGAAGCUCUGUGCUCGAUUAAGUUCUGUGGUUCCUUCAGCAUAUAUGUGUAGUCUAUUUGCGGGCAAACAGCAGAAGGGUUCGUGCUUGUGGCAGAGUGACUUGGCUGGGGGUGUUGUCUGGUCUGGCUUCAGCUGUGUGUCUUUUAGGAGCUGGAGUUGAGAAGUUAAAGGGCUGAUCUAACUAAAUGGCGUCUACAUGCUUGUUCAUCACUGCGAGCGUCUUGUGCUGUUCAGUGAUAUUUUUACCUCUCGCUUCAGCGUACGAUUGUGAAGAUGAUUCAUCAUUAUGUCGUCACCAAACUCAUUUUGGCUCAGUUGUUGCAAUCGGAGUGAGCUUUUUUGGGAUUUUCCUUUUCUCACUUGUGCUCUGUCUAUGCUGCCCUUGUUGUCUUCUGUACAAAAUGGCACGAAGAGGACGUCAGCCUGUUGUUACAAGCUCAACUACAACUACGGUGGUGCAGUCCGCAUAUCCACAGCAACCCCAAGUACCAGCACAAGGUUUUGUUCCGUAUCAAGGAUAUACUCCUAUGCCAGUGCAGCCGGCACCAGGUCCCUAUCCUGCAAGUAGUCCCUAUCCACCACCAUAUCCAACUCCAUAUUCUGGCCAGCCACCUUCAUAUCAAGAUACUGUAGCAAGUGGUACAAGUGCACCUUAUAUAGGACAACCACCCUAUCCAGUCUCGCAGUCGCCAUACAAUCCUGCCGCACAGCCACCAUACAAUCCUGCUGUGCAGCCACCAUACAAUCCCGCUGUGCAGCCACCAUACAACCCUGCCUAUGGAACUCCAGAGAAGUCACAUUAGUAAACAUGUGGCCAAUUCUAUUGUCAAGUGCAUUUACUGAUCUAUCUUAGCCUGUUACUAUUUUAUACAAGAUGAAUGCUGGAGAGAAAUUAUCUCACAAGCGUUUCAAACAUGUUCAAAUGUUAAUUGUAAAUUACUUAUGUUUAAAAGAGUUUAUUUUUUCCCCCUCUUAACAGUCUCUUGACUGAGGAGGUGUGAAGUCUAUUUUAUCUUGGUCAUAAUUUUUCCAGCCCUUUUGGAUAAACCAGAGGUAGCAUAACUUUGUUUUGUAUAUUCAAAAAAAAAAUGAAAAAAGGUUGCUUUAAGCUAUCUUUCAUUGCAAACAUAGGUGAUUAGAUAUUUGCCUAAUUUCCCCUUCUAUGAAGGCUACCGCUUCACUACUUGUCAUUAAAUAAGUGUCUUUUGUGAGUGGCUGCUUUUGCAUCCUUUUUUAUUUAAAAGAGGAAAUGAAAACGUGCUGUAUUUUUGCAUUAUUUUGUGUUUGCUGUUCGGUUCUUGGAGAUUUUUGGCCGUAAGCUGAAAGCAGAGGUAAAUCACAGCUGCAUGGUAGAUCAACACAGAUCGCUGAGAUUUCAGUUGGCACAUCAAGAACCUGAUGCUCCAUCUGGUGACUUCUAUCCCCCCAAAAAAUUGGCAAAAAGAGAAGCUAGCCAUUUUUGGAUUUCCUUUUUCUUUUGUUAGUUUAUCGCUGUCCUCUUUUACUUCUCCUUCGGUCUUACCAAUUCAACUGCCUGGCACAAUUCUGGUUGGUGGCUGAACUGAAGAGCAGUCUUUUGUAGUAAAGAUUUUCUGCUUUUCACACCUCCAGGCUUUUGGAUUUUCUGCUGAGGCAGAAGGUUCCAAACAGUUGUUGGCAAUUCCUGAAAGUGAAGACAGACAGGUGUGUGCAUUAUAACAGUAAACCAGGCUGAAGCUGCAACCUGUUGUAUCACCCAGUCCGCUGUGCCAUGUAGUUCUUGAUCUCCAGAUGUGCCACCUGCCACAGGUUAGUUGUUUCCACACAAGGAUGGAGGGAAAAUUAAAGAAGCAGUCACAUCUGAACCAGUCCCGCUUCUAGCAGUGAGCUGUAAAGGAGCAUUGGAAAAAAGCCUGUCUUCUUUCAGCCUGAUCUCUUGAGGAAGCAUGACACGCUCGCUGCACAGAGAGACUGAAAAGGGAAGGAAGAAAAGAAAAUCGUUCCGAGUAAAUAAAAACAGUAGCUGCGUGAACUGUUUUCAACUUCAUAUCUUUUACGUUAAUGACUUAAAAACAGGAGGGUUUGAAGUUUUUACAAAAGAGAAGUGUUAAUGUGCAGCUCCACAAAGGUCAAUGGAAGUGCUUUUAGUGCCCUGACCGGCUUGGAAGCAAAUUAGAUAUAUUGUGGAAUAGCUAAAUAAGAGCUGAAAUCUGCUGACUACUAACAAAAACCAUGCUGUCAUCUUAUUUGCUCGGUCACUUUAAAUUACCUUCCUCAAUCCCCCUAUCCCUGUCCCUAACCCCCAAAGAGACAGAAUGAGCACUUUUCUAUCAUUGUGCUUUUUAAUUAGUUUGUAGCCAAGGACUUUGUGGAUACAUUUGUUGAAUCCAGAUUUGUAUAUUAUCAGGUCAAUUGGUAUAAUUCAGAUGCUGCAGUAUCAUUUGAACAUUUUAACAUUAACUGUAAUGUAUAAUAGAAUGGUUGUAUAAUACAAUAAAAUCAGCAUGUUCUGUCAAA